CAGAACCGCUGGAACGCCUAACCUCAGUACAGAGUCGGACGCCCGUCGUCGCUCUCCUCAACGUCGUCUCUCGUCUUUCUUUCGCUGCUCUUCUGUCACCGUCUCGUCAUCAUCGUCAGGGCGGCGCGCGGGCGCGGAAAUCGCACUGUCCGUCCUCUCGGCGUUACGUAACGUUUCAAAUCGCGACGGGCCUUUUUAGCGAGAGUAAACGAGCGGAGCAACGACUCCAAGUGGAGCAAAGUUUCUCUCCUCUCGGGGAAAACGCGUCGAAGGAGAGAAGAUGAAGAGCGGCCGGUGAUCGGCGCGACGUCGAUCGUCCGCUCGGUCUGUCGGGCUCGAGAGACUUUCGUGAGACUUUCUCGCGGAUUUUGCGAUUUCGGAGUGAGGAGCUUCGCAGCGACGGACGGCCACGGCCGGAGGGUGGAACGGCCGGCCGUCGCGAUUUGAUGAAGUUUUCAUAAGCGGGGGGGGAGGGGUCGAAGAACAAGCGAUAGUCGCUCUUGAAAAAUCCCGCUUUUACGCGCGCAAUUUUCACCGGCGAUUCAGCUCGCGAAGGACCCGCGUUCUUUCCUUCUCUCCCGAGCGAACAGCGAGUAUACCUUCCUCGGGAAAGUGGUGGAAGGCACAAGUACCUAUUCAUAGACGCGCGAAAAGGCUCAGAGAAGGAGAGGUGCUGGCUAAAAACAGAGAGACGGAGAGAGAGAGAGAGAGAGAGAGAGAGAGAGAGAGAGAGAGAGAGAGAGAGAGAGAGCUACAAAGCACGCGAGCGGGCUCUCCGCAAGUAUCGCUCUAUUCUUCGGCGCCGCGCUCGCGCGAUUCUGCGUGGAGUCGUGAAGAGGACGGAAAACAAUCCCCCGCGUCUCGCGCGUGUCCGCUCUCUUCCGUGUGUGUUAAUUCAUCCGAGCGUAACAUCGCAAGAGCCACCGCGGCAGCGGGACCACUCGAAGUGUCUUCGUGGCGCAAAGGCGUUUAAACAUCUCUCGCUAUUCGCGGAGGGAGCGAGGUGUUUUCGAUGUAAAGUAGAAGACACGGGGCUCUAUGAAGUAACGAGGGGAGCAGUGACGAGGAGAAAAGGGGGAGAGGCAAAGACACAGAAAGAGACAUGCUUCUGCGCCACGUGAGGGGAUUUCCCGGAGGAAUGCCAGCGCAGACGAUCGAAGCCUCGGCACAAGUCGGCGUUUCUGAGAUGCCCGCCGACGCGUGAUCUCGCACUUGUCUCUCUCUCUCUCUCUCUCGCCGUUUCUCGUCGAGGCGUCGCGAAAAAUGCGCUCGCGGCAACUCGGCAGACCGCUGCGUGCAAUUCGCUAGUCGGAGCUUCCUGGAACUCUCCGGCGCGGCGGCGGGAGUCAGUGACAGUGUAUGUGUGUGUGUGUGUGUGCAUGUGUGCGUCCGUGCGUGUGAGUGCGUGCGUGAAGCUCGUCGGCCCGAACUCUCGUGGGGGUUGCGGCUCGUGCACCAGGUGGACACACACGAGGUAGCCCAGGGAUGUUGUAAGCCACCGAGGGCAUGAGAACGUCCUGGGGCGGCCGGUGAGCGAGAAACUGCUCGUCACGCCGAACUACUCCCACGUGCGCGGGAGGGAGGAGCGGGGACGCGCGACGACGUUCAUCGUGGUCUCGUGGGUGCUCUCUUGGAGCGAGGAAGAGGAGGAAUAGGGUGAUCCGGAGCUCGAGAAGAUGGCUUUGAUAGCGCCUAGAAACAGUUCGCCCGUUAUACGUGACAAGGAGAAUAUUCCGGCUUAUGAUAUCAAGCUGGAACGCGUGCUGGGCGUAACAGUCUCCAGCAAUGCAGCCCUGGACUGCGACGCGACCAGCGAGCUGGUCGCUUAUCCGGCCGGCUGCACCGUUGUGCUGUUCAAUCCACGGAGGAACAGCCAGGCGCACGUGCUCAACGCCUGUCGCAAGACCGUGACUUCCUUGGCGCUCGCGGGCGACGGCAAGCUCCUGGCCACCGGCGAAUGCGGCCACAUGCCGAACGUUCGUGUCUGGGACAUAUCCGAUCCGCACAAUGCCGUGCAGAUCGCAGAAUUCUCCGGACACAAGUACGGUAUCAACUGUGUGGCGUUUUCGCCCAGCAACAAGUACGUCGUCUCGGUCGGCUCGCAGCACGACAUGAUUGUCAACGUCUGGGACUGGAGGAGCAAUGUUAAGGUCGCGUCCAACAAGGUGUCGAGCAAAGUGAAGGCCGUGUGCUUCGCGGAAAACGGCAAUUACUUUGUCACCGUGGGCAACAGGCACGUCAAGUUUUGGUACCUGGAAUAUUCGCGCAGCGCCAAGUACAAGGAACCUGUGCCUUUGAUGGGCCGAUCUGCCAUAUUAGGAGAGCAGAGGAACAACGAUUUCGUUGACGUAGCCUGCGGCAGGGGAGAAAUGGCGGAUUCCACGUACGCGAUUACCAAAACGGGUCUGCUGUGCGAAUUUAACAACAGGAGGCUCUUGGACAAAUGGGUCGAGCUGCGAACGAGCAGCGCCAAUUGCAUGGCGGUCGGGGACAAGUACAUCUUCAUCGGGUGCGCCGAAGGGAUUGUGAGGUGUUUCAGUCCUAGCACGCUUCAGUUUAUCACCACGUUACCGAGGACGCACUACCUGGGGGUCGACGUCGCGCAAGGCUUGUCCAUCAGUCACAUGUCCCAGCAUCCACUCGAGGCGAGGUAUCCGGACGCGAUCGCGUUGGCGUUCGACGAGCGCAACAACAAGCUCACCUGCGUCUACAACGAUCACAGCAUCUACGUUUGGGACGUGAGGGACAUCAGGCGAGUCGGCAAGUCGCAUUCGUUCCUGUAUCACUCGGCCUGUAUCUGGGGCGUCGAGAUGUAUCCGGCCGGGCCAGACUGCAUCGGCGCCAUGCCGGCUGGCAGCUUCAUUACUUGCUCCAGCGACGACACGAUAAGGGUCUGGAAUCUGGAGAAGGACAUCUCGUCGAACGACACUUUGUACAAACGAAACAUUUACAGCAACGAAUUGCUCAAGGUACUAUACGUCGAUCCGGAGUUGACUUACCUGAAGGACUUGGACCUGGCCGCGGCCGGAUCUACGGAAAAAAGCGACGCGUCCUACGACGGCCGUAACGGCGUGAGAUCGAUAAGGGUCGGUCCGGACGGCAAACACCUCGCUUCCGGCGAUAGAUCCGGUAACAUCAGAAUUCACGACGUUUCGUCGCUCGAAGAGCUGUGCUUAAUAGAGGCGCACGAUGCCGAGGUGCUAUGCCUGGAAUACUCGAGGUUCUCUAGGUACUCCGUGGACGCCCCAAGGCUGUUGGCGAGCGCGUCGCGGGACCGGCUGAUUCAUGUCUUCAGCGUGGAUCAAGGAUACAAUUUCCUGCAGACGCUCGACGACCACAGUUCUUCCAUUACUGCCGUCAGAUUUUUCAAUCAAACGAAUCAGGGUAAUCAAAUACAGAUGGUGUCCUGCGGCGCCGAUAAGAGCAUUAUUUUCAGACAGCUGCAAUCGACACCAGGAGGAAUGCCGCAGUUUGCGAGAGGUCACAACGCUCAGGGCAAGACCACUCUGUAUGACAUGGAGGUCGAUUCUGGGCAAAAGCACGUGUUAACUGCCUGCCAAGAUAGGAAUAUUAGGGUUUACAAUGUUACCACGGGCAAACACAGCAAGACUUUUAAAGGUUCCGUCGGCGAGGACGGCUCGUUGAUCAAAGUCGUCCUAGACGCGUCCGGCAUUUACGUAGCUACCUCAUGUACAGACAAGACGCUGUGUGUGUACGAUUAUUACAGCGGGGAGUGUAUGGCCACUAUGGUCGGUCACUCGGAACUAGUGACGGGUCUGCGUUUCAGCCCGGAUUGUCGUCACCUCGUGUCCGCGAGCGGCGACGGCUGUGUAUUCGUGUGGCGCGUUCCGCACGACAUGGUAGUCACUAUGCAGGCUCGUCUCGCGCAGCAAGCGAUGCGCGCCGGCAAGAAACCGCUGCACGUGAACGGCAGCGGCAUCGAGGUGCAGUUGGACAACGAGACUUUCGGGCCGCCCCCACCGGAGUUUCUGGAUCCUAACGCGAAUCCGACGCCGCCAAAUGUCAUCGGUGUGGAUUACCGAUUCAGCGUAGGCCAGUUGCCGUUGUGGGCGAAGAAACAAAUCAACACGACCGCGAGCAGCGCGGACGAAAGCGGUGCGACACUCGGCUCGAACGUCAGGUCGCUCGGUGUCGACUUGCCGAAAGGAAGGUGGGCGCAACGGGUACAGCAAGGCGACGGUAUUACCGUCAAGUCUGUUUACGACAGCGACGAGGUUAUACCGUUUCCUCCGUCGCGCAGCGCCAUCGAUUCCGAUGGCGGCGGCGGUGGCGGCGGCUCCAAGGACAGCUCCAUCGACAGCGGCACCGAGACCAAGUGCAGCAGCGAUUAUCGUCGGGAGACGAUGAUCAUCAAGAGGGAAGAGGAGGAAAGCGUGUUUCAACCUUGCUCGGAAAGUUAUAGAGAGAUAGAGAGCGAAGCGAAACAGGUGAUUGAUGGUAAGGUGACUAUAAGAAGUAGCAAUAUCACAGAAUUGACACGUCAGUCGAGGAGUCGUCAUCACACCGACGAUAGCAGUCUUGGCAGCUUUAAAUUCGAGGACCACGAGAGCACGGAACACGACGGCGACGUCGAGGAUUAUUCCGAAGGAGAGAACGGAACCACCGGCUCGGAGAAGUCGCACCACAGGUUAAUGUAUUAUCCGCCGCCGGAGGAUAUCGUGUCGAAUCAAUUCACCGUUAACGCGAUGGAUGUCGAGGAGCUCCGGAGAUCGCAAAGGCGGCAAAAGAGAUUGAAGAACGCGGAGAAUGGCCGGUCGAGCGAGCUGACUGCGUCCGGGAGCCAGGACGAGUCCGACUCGGAGGGCGGGGCGUCGACUCCGAGUGCCGAGAGGAAUCCGCUGUCAAUGUUGUCCGAAGCUAGCUCGGAGGGCUUCGACCAGCUCGCCAAGCAGAGCCACAGGGAGAAAUACUUGAAGAAUGCCUUCGAGUCGCUCAGCGGGGCGGAGGAGCCGCCGAAUCGCGUGAAAGCUACGAGCAUCAGUUCGCAAUUUCACGGAAGACUUAGUGGUAGCUCCGAGGGCAACGCCAAGAUCCGCAAUGCGGCGGUGGUUAACGCCACGAAGCACGCGAGGGGCGAUGCCGAUGUUGUGAAGAAACGCGAGGAGCUGCAGAGGAGGAUAGAGGAGACCAGGAGAAAAUUGCAAAGUGUCGGCUAUAGAUCGUCACUGAAAGCCAGCCAGAGCAUAUCCGACCUAAGCAGCCACAUACCGGAGAAGCAUCAUCGUUCGAACAGGCUUAGUACAGGUAACCGAUCCAGCCAUCAAAACCAAUUCUCACAAUCGACUACUAACCCCUGCAAACCUACGUUAAACCCAAAGCCCGCGCUUAAACCCCAGCAACUCAUUAACAAGGUUCAAGGUGUGGGGAAUGCAUUACCUAAGCUAGAAUUGUCGAGCGAUAACAAUUGCCUGUCGAAAAGUCUGGCUGCGACCAAGCCGACUGUCAGCCGUCCGUUAACGUUGACACUAAAGAAAACUGAAAAGUAUAAGCUGUCGUUGAACAAGGCCAAUCAGUCCUUGCCCGAGUCGCCCGUAUGCGAGGAGCUGAAGCUGCUGAAGGAACAGUGUAAGAAGGAUAUGACUCGAUUCGCGAGAUUCGCGCAGAAGCGGCGCUCGUGCAGCUACUUCAUCGGUCUGGACGACAACGAGGAGGAUAUGGAGAACAUCGCUAAGUCGUUCGAGAGUCUGCCCGCCAUGAACGAGCGCAACCUGGAGAAUCUCAAGGAGAGCAUGGUAGAUGACGGCGAUGAUGGGAACGGUAACUUCAGUGACGACUCGUUGGAGGGCGACUUCAAGAACCCGCCUCGGCGUUGCGUCAGUGAUUAUCAGAUCAACAUCCGCGUCAAUGACUAUAGAAACUACUCCAACUACCAAAAUUUCCAGAGGAGGCUCUUGUCCGGUUCACAAGAAAGCAUACUCUCAGACGCGUCCGUCGAGUCCUUCUCCAAGGGCAGCGCUGAGAUCAUCGAUUACAACCAUUGCGACCCGGACCGCCACUCAAGCGCGAGCUUCUUCCUGUCUCGACGUAAGAUGCAGGCCGGUAGAAGUCAGGACAGCAUACUGACUGACGAGUCGGACUACCAGAUAUUCCCGCUGCGCGAGAACGCCGAUCACCGCAGUACGGAGAGCGUGCUGACAGACGAUUCGGACUCCAUGGUGAAGUCCGCGCCGCUGGAGAUGCUGUUCGACUCGCACUACAGGCGCAAACGGCAGAACUCGGAGACUUACAGCGGCAAUCCCAACAACAUCGUGGAGAUCAGCACAGACUGCGCGCAUGGCUCCGCCGACGAGGGUACCCUCGGCCGAGCGGUGUUCCGCUCCAAGUCCCUGCAGGACACGAGAAUCAACAGCGCGAAGAGCGACCUGAACUUCGCCGAGGAUAGCAACGCGCCGUCCAAGACGCGCAUGUACUAUGAAUUCAACCCGGACGAACACAACGACCACCGCAAGGACUCUGCGAACACGAGCAUGUGCGGCAAAUCGGAGACAAUCUCGCGCAGCAACAGCCUCAAGGUGCCCACAAAACCAGAGUCGUUGAUGAUCCUCAACGACUUCGUCGCUCACAAGCCGCCGAAGCCCAAGAGAAACUCGUCGCGCACCCAAAGUAUGCGCAACCGCGCCCGGCCGAGCUGGAAAUACCUCGACACGCCGCCCUUAUCACCCGGCGCUGCAAAGAGCAUCGACGUCGACGGCUAUGCGCCGACGUCCUCCGCGAGCCAGGCUUACCCGGAGCACCGGUCCGCGCGAACAAACGAUCCUCAGGUGAAGCGAGACCACCAUCACCACCACCACCACCACCACCACCACCAUCCGACCACCUCGAAUACGCUCGAGCAGUUCCUGCAGUCCACCAGCUACAGCCAACAACCCGACGACGACAAGGAUGGCAAGAAUAAGUUCUUCAGCUUGCCGAGCCAUCGCAACAAUAGCAACGUUAACAUACAGACCGACAUAUAUGACGAGCCUUCGCGGUUAGCCAAAAGUCAUUACCUCCUGAACGUCCACGACGCCUCCGUCGUCGAUAUCGUGUCGAAUACUUGCCCCGAGCAGGAGAGGAUCCUUCACCUGGAGAACGAGAUCCCAACCAAGGACACCGGCGAAGACUACGAUUCGUUGGAGACCGGUGUCACUCUCUGCAACCUGCCAGCGACGGAGUUACAGCCGAGCGGCGCGGACUUCUGCUCGGCCGACGAGCGGAUCGACAACCUGGACGCGAGCGUGGACGUGAGGAUCACACGCGCCAUCGAGGGUACGGUGAAGCUGCUAUCGAAGGAGUUCGAAAAUCUCGUGAGGCAGAAGCAGUACUUCAUGAAGGAGCGCUGCCUGCGACUGUCGCACUGCCAGGAUACGGGCGACAACUUGGCCAAGCUGGAGGCCGAGCGGGCCGGCCGCUUUUACGCGAUCAAGCGUGACCAAGUGCGCCUGCACUCAGGCGGCGAGGACAGCGACUGCGCCGAUGUGUCGACGAUGGACAGGUCGCUGAUGGAGUCGGGUUCCUCCACGUCCGCGUCGAGCUGCACCAAUUCGCCCAAGAGAAUGUGGCCGCCCGCGUCGCGCUGUCAGAGCCACAUGAGGUGGACGAAAACCUUGCCGACGAUCAAUCAGGCGAUUCUGCCCACGAAGUAUCCUUAUGCAGUUGCCAGUAGUGGGGGGCGAAUCUCGUCAAAAGUUAUUGACAGCGAAGAAGAAGGGGGUGGUAUGAGACGCGCCUGUUCGCUCAGUGAUCUUUCCGUCAACCCCUCGAAUAGGUUACUGCAUGGCCCUGUACAAGUUCCAGGGAAAUUGGGAGGUAAGAGCGCAAACGUCACGUCGAGAGCGGGAUCCGGGAGUGCCAACUCCGGCGGUCAGUCCAGGCACACUUUAGGCAAGAAUCACUCGACUCACAUGACGAGAAGCAGCAGCGUCGGCGUCUUGAACCAGAGUGAUUCGGAGUCGGAUGCCGGUGGUGUAACGGGGGGAAGCAGAGGGUGGAACGGUCAGUCGGGCAACAGCAGGAUAAGCGGCUUGAUGAGGCCAACGAUCAGCUCGCAGAAUAAGAUCAACCAUCAAAACAAAUCGAGCUCGUCCGGCGGCAAUCUCUCGUCGAUCCUGAGACGACGAGGGAUGCAGGGAGCUUUCUCGACCGUCAAUCUAAGUCAAGUAGGAAACCAAGAAGACUCGAGUUCAGAGGACACCUCCUCGAACGGAAAGCCGGCGCUACCGCCGAGGCCUAGAAGUAUCAGUAUCGAUCAUUCCUCUGCUAGCUUAAGUUUACCCGGCACGACGUUGAGGAGGUCCGGGUCGUCGACGAUUAUAACAAACGGUCGGGGCAGCGGCGGCAGUGGCGCCAGCGCGAUCGGGCAAAACGGAAGCGGCAGAAUGUCCACGGCGAGCAGAAAUCAGCUGGAGCCUAGUCCGCACGAGCUACCGGUCAAAGACACGGAUCGUGCUAUCGAUGUAGCUAGUGCCGAGUUAGGCACGGAUAAAGCAUUAGUGUCCACCCAGCUGUGCAACACGAUCACGGACGAGCUGACGCGGACCGCCGACAACGUGGUGCAGCUGUACAAGCGGCUGACGAUCGACCACGAUGACCCAGCCGGCGGCAAGAUCGACCGGGACACGAUGCUGCGUGGCCUGGAGUCGUCGGUCAACGAGACGAUGCGCACCCUGCGGCUGGUGGUCGCCGGCGGCGGCGAGAACCACUCUAACGACGUCGGCGACAGCAUGAUGGCGAACGAGGCGACGGCGAAGUUCAAGGAGUUGCUCGCUGGCCAGGACCAGGGCAAGAUAGUCAGUAUGAUGCAGCAGUACUCCGAUCUGCUCUUGACGAUGAUGCAACAGAGGAUGGGAGGGACUCAGUCAAGUCACAUGUAAAAUCCGUCCAUCUGUGUGAAAAUCGAUCAAAGGGUACGGUCGCCGUGGAGUCUGUUGGAAGAUGCGAGGUGCGAGAACGAGUGUGUAUGUACGUGUGUGUGUGUGUGUGUACGUGUGCGGGUGCGUGUGCGUGUAUGCAUAUAUGCAUCGUGUGUCUCUCCUUUCAAACGCCGUGUUUUUGACAGUUCCCCCGCCACUCCUCUCGCGAUCGCAGGGCUCCAGUGUGCAUCUCGCGUCUGAGGGGAGGAAGAGAAGGGAGAAUAGCAUGCGUCCGCAGCGGGAACUCGCGUACGUAUCGUAGCCGCGUCGUAGCGAAGGCGUUCUUUUCCCUUUGGCUCGUCGUCGAGCGGCAGAUUAUUCUCACCCUUCCUCUUCCCGAGGAGCGGACGUGAUUUGCGCGAUCGGUACGCUCUCAAGCUCGUUAGGUUGAAAUUCAUCCCACAUGCGUGUGCGUGUAUGUGUGCGUGUGUGUAUGUGUGUAUGUGUGUAUGUGUGCGUGUACAUGUCGGUGCGCACCGACAGCACGGAGCACUCGACAAGCCGUCGUCGUCGAGGUCCCCUCCUCCGCGCUGCUGCCAAACGUGAGAGAGUUCUCUUCGACCUACCUUCGCACUACCGUCGGCCUCCGGCGAAUAUCGCCGAGUGGGUCGCGUCCAAACGGAUCCAGCAGCUUGGGUCGUGUUUCGCGUGUUUGGUAGUUGCGCCGUGCGCGCGGUAGUUGGCGGUCGUGAGAUGAACUCAUCCAUCGUAUCUUGAGGCCAUACGCCAUGAAAUGCCAAUUAACUAAAGACUAGUAGAAUAGCGUUUUCAAGCAAAUACAUAUAUACAUACAUAUGCUACUCUGUUCAAAAAGUUCCAGGACAAGUCAAAUAAAAAACACUAAGUAUUCAUA
Messenger RNA from Harpegnathos saltator (Jerdon's jumping ant), 9765 nucleotides. RefSeq names its product WD repeat domain 62 (gene Wdr62). Gene Ontology annotation, cellular component: mitotic spindle. The record is from RefSeq and is a predicted model, not a curated record. Gene Ontology annotation, molecular function: protein binding. NCBI's taxonomy places the organism in Eukaryota, Metazoa, Arthropoda, Insecta, Hymenoptera, Formicidae. The coding region runs from base 1677 to 8873 and encodes 2398 amino acids. Gene Ontology annotation, biological process: centriole replication. The transcript has 25 exons.